This is a messenger RNA of Fibroporia radiculosa, 5925 nucleotides long. RefSeq lists its product as uncharacterized. The transcript is spliced from 22 exons. The coding region runs from base 1 to 5925 and encodes 1974 amino acids. Gene Ontology annotation, molecular function: metal ion binding; helicase activity. Gene Ontology annotation, biological process: regulatory ncRNA-mediated heterochromatin formation. Gene Ontology annotation, cellular component: nuclear RNA-directed RNA polymerase complex. The record is from RefSeq and is a predicted model, not a curated record. Lineage: Eukaryota; Fungi; Basidiomycota; Agaricomycetes; Polyporales; Fibroporiaceae.
AUGUCACGGCGGACUCCUCAAGUCUGCAAUGCGUUCGCUUCUGUAGGCCGCUGUAGAUUCGGCGAUCGUUGCAAGUUCGCCCACCAGUUGGGCCAACCAGCAGGUUCGACCUCGUCUCCAGUUCGGGCUCAAGCACCUACGCCUUCUCAACGUCCAAAACCUGGUCCAGCUCCUGGUGUUCCCCCUCGUGUAUGCAAUUUAUUCUGGACAUCAGGCAGCUGUGCACGAGGAUUCGAUUGCUCAUUCAAACACGAGCGAAAGCCGGUCGCCCCUGAAAGUCAGGAAGCGCCCGUGGUUGGAAAUGAACAAGAGGAAAUACAAGAUUUUUUCUCCGCAGAAGGCCUUGCUGUGAGCAACGGCUCUGUUCGGGAGGAGCGCAAUACUCUCACCCCGAGCGAAGCCCAUAACCAUAUCAAGGCUUUCUUGGGAGACAACUACGCAUUUGAUGGCGCUUCCAGAGUACAGGGAUUCGUCAGAAUUUUGGCCAGCAUAAAUGACCGUAACAAGUCCUGGAAUUCUGACAAUGCGCAGGCCUUCCUUGACAUGAUAGUCAAUGGAAAUGGGGUCAUACGGAUUGGAGAUGUUCUCCGAUUCGAGCCUGUUCACUCCAGUAUUGGGACGAAUAAGGGCAUAUUGUCAUUUCAACGGGGCUACUUUCCUGUUUUCGAGUAUUUUGCGUCCAAUCUAGUUCUUAAGAGCACCUUACAUAAAAACAUCAAUCAUCUUUAUACGGUCCUUGAGAACAACUAUGACACCAUUCAUGCUGUGAUAGAGAACUGUAUUGGUAGCAUGAUUGACGCUAAGUCUUGGAAGGAUCCAACUCCCGGAUUGAUCCCCUCCCUCCAGAACAGUCUUGAUGGCGUUGUCGUGUUCAAGACUCUGUCGACCGUUUUGCAUCAAUUCCUCAACCGGUUCAAGGACGCAGUGCGGAAUCACCCAGAUACCAUACGACUGGUCGGAAAACUAGUAGUGUGGUUCGAAAGCUGGGCAUCUGAUGUGACAGCGGUCCCUCCCUGCUUCAAUGAUCCGAUAACCAUGUCUCCGGAGAAUGUUCGCUCAUUGACCAUCCGCCAGCUUCGGGAUGAGAUCGUGCGGCUUGAGUCUAUUGUCGAGCGCGAGUCAGAAACUCUGGAGGGACGCCGGCGUCUUGUGUCUAAGCCAGCACUUACUAUUGCCGAGAGGAGACAAGCACUCCUUUCACAGCUUGCGCAGACAUAUGAUCCUCCAGGAAUUCUACGUGACGAGGGACCGCGGCACGACAACGACCAUGUGGACAUUUCCGCCAUACGGCUUGCUCCCACUCAUGAUGAACUUCUCUGUGCUGUUCCGCCAUAUUUGCCUGUAUUCCUUCCAGACGCGCCCCAUCAUCUACCUGUUGACUCUAUGGAACGGCAUCUUGACAUCCAGUUCCGAUUACUUAGAGAAGAACUCAUCGCAACUAUACGCUCUUCUGUGGCAGCUAUUCACGGUGACCUCGCGAUCAUGUGGCAAAAAUCUAAGAUGGCUAGAGAGCCGACGAAGCUUGAGGAGCUGCUGAAUAGUAAAGGCGGAGCGUACAGGACAAGCGGAUUUGAUUCCGUUUUCUUCCAAAUCUACACUGGCGCCCGUUUCUCCCCUGUUCGUGCCGAGCGGCGUGACCUCACUGUUGGCCUGGUUCUUGAUGCACCAAAUCACCGCACUGCAAGGGACUCGGACGCAAAAAAGCGUUACGAGUAUUGGUCCAAUAGUAAGCGGCUACAAGGCGGUAGCCUCGUUGCGCUUGUGCUUGUAUCUCACAAGACGUUACGAGCGUACCUUGGUGUCAUUUCUUCUUUCAGCGAAGAUAUUGCUGAAUCAUCCAAAGCCAAUGCAGAAGAGAUACAAGUGCGCAUGUCAUUUUUCGAUGCCGAGAUUGAAUUUAUGGCACUACGUCGCGAACGAAUCUCUGUCGACGACUCAACCUUUGCGUUUCUCAUCGACAACAGUGUUAUGUACGAAGCCGUCCGCCAUUUCCUCCAGAAACUGCAGACCACAGAACCUACGGAGAUUCCAUUUAGCCGGUACAUAUCUCAUAGCGGGUUGCUGGAAAACAUUGAAUUGCGCCCACCUCAAUAUGCAACAGCCCCACGUUUUGAAUUUAAUUUGAACUGUCUCAAUGCUGGUCGCGAGCUUGGCCGUGCUGGGCGGAUCCAGCCACUCAACAUCAAUCGCGCUGGAGCCGUCGAUAUCGCGCGUCGUGAACUCCUUGAGCUAAGCACGCUGGAUCCCAGUCAGAUCAAUGCAGUUCUCGACACAUUUACUCGAGAGGUGUCUUUGAUUCAAGGACCUCCCGGUACUGGAAAAAGUUUUACUGCGAAGGAAAUUUUGCGCGUGCUGUUCGCAAGCGGAAUUAGGCCGAUAGUCUUGAUCGCAUACACAAACCAUGCGUUGGAUCAUAUGCUGACUUCGGUUCUCGACGCAAAAAUUACUGAGAAGCUGGUGCGUCUCGGCUCCCGCUCGUCGGACGAACGCAUCGGACAGUACACGUUGGACAAGCUGGAACACGUGGCUGGAGGUACAUCAAUGCUGGAUCGACCUAUCAAGCGACAAUAUGCCAUUAUGAAGAAGCUGGAAGAGGAUAUGGCGAAGGUUAUGACGUCUAUUCAACUGCCAGAUAUCUCCUGGGAGCAGAUCGAAAACUUCCUUGACAUUCAUUAUCCAGAACACGCUGAAAGUAUCCUUACUCCGCCCUACUGGGUUAAUGCACUCUACGAGAGAGCGCGCAUUGAGGAGGAGGAGAACGGCGAGUGGACCACCACCGGUAAGAAACAAUCCAAUCCCAAUAUAACACGCACUCUGUACGGGUUUUGGCGAGACGGAGAGGAUAUAAAGUAUAUACAACCUCAGGUGCGUAAUCUGACGAAGAAGAAGAAACGUCUCCAACAGACACAAUUACCGGAAGCCAUCGUGGACCCUGCUGUUGCUGAAUUCUUCGCAUCUCUUGGUUUUGGUGAUGAAAGGCCCCCGGUUCCUGUCUCUACGCGUCCCAUUCAAGCGCUACUCCAAGCCUGCGCGGUUUGGUCUAUGUCCCUGGAGGAGCGGACGCGCCUUUCGAAGGAAUGGGAACAAAUUAUACGUCAGCUUGCGUAUAGCUCCAAUUUGCAGCAUUACGAAGGACUCCGUACUAGCUACCGGGACGCGUGCAAAGAAUACAAUGAUAUCAGAGAUGAGACCCGUCGCCGUCUCCUCAGUCAAUCAGAUUUAAUUGGGUGUACGACUACUGGCGCGGCCAAAUUGACCUCGCUUCUGAGUAACAUUUCGCCUCAAGUGUUGAUGGUGGAGGAGGCUGGUCAGGUGUUGGAAGCGCACAUUCUGACUUCACUUGUUCCUUCGGGUAAUCCAGAAUACGUCUUUUUUGUAUCCGCAGGACUCACUUCCCUUGUAGUAAAACACUUGAUUUGUAUAGGUGAUCCUCAACAAUUACGCCCCACACUGGCAACAUUUGCAUUGUCCAUGGAUAGCGAGCGAGGAAAGCAGCUAUUCAAGUUUGACAGAUCAAUGAUGGAGCGAUUAGCGGAAAGCGGCUUGCCCAUGUCGCAAAUCAACGUACAGCGCAGAAUGAGACCCUCUAUCUCACACUUCAUUCGUGAAAUCCUAUACCCCAAACUUGAGGAUAACGAGGCUGUCCUCGUCUACCCACCUGUGGUCGGUAUGCAAAAAGAUGUUUACUUCUUCAAUCACACGCACAAAGAGAAUGGAUCCGACGACUCUGUAUCAAAAUACAAUGACUUUGAGGUAGAAAUGAUCCGUGAUCUUGUCCUCUAUUUCUUGCGACAGGGGAUCUACAACGGGGCUGGAGAUAUUGCAGUUUUGUGUGCUUACCUUGGCCAAUUGCAGAAAGUUAGAGCAGCUCUUCGCGAUCUGAAGAUUGCCGUUUCUGUUGACGAAAGGGACCAAGAGCAACUUGCACGACAAGGUGUUGAUGAGGACGUUGGAUUUGAAGAAGUUAUUGUUGCGAAACACAUUCGUCUCGGAACUGUCGACAUCUUCCAAGGACAAGAGGCCAAAAUUGUGAUCGUGUCACUCGUUCGAAAUUCGGGCACGUUCGAAACUGGAACUGCAUCCAUUGGGUUUUUGAAGAGUUCGAAUCGGAUCAAUGUUGCCUUAUCUCGAGCCAAGCAUGGCCUAUACAUCCUGGGAAAUGCAGCGAAUCUCCGGAGGAACUCAACCUGGUCUACCAUUUUGGACGAAAUGGAAGCUCGAGAACAGAUUGGGCAUGGCCUUCCGAUAACUGCUCUCAAGACCAUCACUGCAAUUCUGAAUGCAAGGCUACCUGUCGUCAGCGUUGCGUCCAUUUUGAAUGCCCCAACACUUGCUCUCAACCCUGCUCUCCGUGUAUGGAACCAUGUGUAUGGACUUGCGCACACUAUACAUGUCCGGUCGUGUGCGGAUCGAUCUGUUCGAGGCUUCCAUGCGACGAACCAUGUACAUAUCAACUGCAGUGUGGCCAUCCUUGCCCCUCAGACUUGCGUAGUCUGUCUUGCCGAUGACAAGAAAGCAGAUAUUGUCGAUUUUAUAAUGCAGCGAUCCUUGGCCGAUAUUGAUCUCUCGUCAAAUGACACGAGUGAGCGCCUGAUCACUCUGGAAUGCGGGCACAUUUUCACAGUAGAGACGUUGGAUGGACAUUGCGGGAUGGCCACCUACUACGAUAUCGACAUGAUGGGACGAUUCACAUCUACGAAAGCACCACCUAUCAAUUAUCAGACGCCACCCACUUGCCCUACUUGCAGGGGACCGAUUGCCGCAUUGCGGUACGGACGUGUUACGAAGAGGGCAACACUUGAUAUUUUGGAGCAGAAUGUUGCGAGUAGCAUGUCGCGUGCUCUAGAGGACACGUCACCUGCUAUGGAACGUAUUUCUUCAACGAUCAAGGACUAUCAAGAGUCAGCGAAGGCAAUACCCAGCUGUGUCGAUGCAGACUUGGAGUGUGCUACACGAUCGGCGGAAGGGAAAUCUAACGAGCCUCUUGACCCGGCCCUUUUUGGAGCUGGCGCCAUGCAAACUGUUCACGGUUUCGCCAGAGAAGAGGCGUAUCAGUGGUACAAGAUUGUCAAACAGCUCGUGGUGACUUAUCGAUCAGUCGUGAAGGUUGCGAACACCCGGGGGGCUCAUGUCAAAGCGUACGAAGCUGCGCUGACGACGUUGUACCAUUUAGAGCUAGAGGAGAUCGCGAAGGAUCCUACACGUAUGACUGACACCCCCGAACCGGUCGCAUUUGAUGCAGUGAAUAUCAAGAUUGGACAACCGCCACACAAGGCCGAUACGCGGUUUCAGAUCGACGCGUACCUCUUGUCCCUCGAGCUGCGCUUCAUGCUGGCACAAAUAGGUACGAGUCGCAUCGAGGGUCUCCGCCUAACGUCCGAGGACGAAAAGGUGAUGCAACAUCGUCAAUUGUGGGUCACCUUUGUAGACUUCAUACUUGCUUCGUGCACCGCCGAUGCACAAAAGGCUCUUCUGAUGGCUCAAAGGUCAUCCGCUUCACGCCAAGCCGCUCGGUCAAUGCUCUAUAUCCUGCGUUCGCAGUUUGAACUGUUCCGCACUCAACUCAUAGAGGAGCGCGCUGAGUUGCAUAGAAUGGCAAACCUGACGGAAGUAACGAGACAGGCUUUAGCGAAUAAGAUAACGGAGCAGAAGACCCAGAUGUUAAACUUUGUCGAGAAGGCAGAAAGGGAGUACAUCCGCAGUCGCCCUUCAUCGACGCUACGGGCUCUAGUAGCAGAACGCAAAUGGUUCCAUGAAACCUGUCGCCACAAGGUGCAUCGAUGGAGGGACGACUGCGAUGAACUAACCAAGUUUGUACUCAACGACAAGAUUUAUCUUCCUCUCUCAUUACAGGAACGUGAAGAUAUAGUCAAGGCCUUCAAAUUUUGUGAGAGCUUUCUCCAUUUCACUGCGAAUAUUCAGUGA